AUGUUAAUGCCACUCUGCCUUGCUCCCGACAAGUCCGAAGCGUACCGCUGGCGGGUGAUAGCUGCCAGAAUCUCAGAUGACAGCUUUGUCUAUGCAGUCCGUUCGACUUGUAUUUAUUGUCGCUCCUCAUGUUCAUCACGUCUAGCUCGUCGUGCAAAUGUCGAAUUUUACGACAAUUCUACGCUGGCAGAGAUAGCGGGCUAUCGUCCUUGCAAGAGAUGCAAGCCUCAACUUGAUAGCGAAGACGAUCCUCAACAACGAACAGUGGAAAAGGCAUGUGCGAAUAUCGCGGAUUCGGUCUCGCGCGGACGUUUACCGAAUUCAAAUCACUUAGCGUUAGAGUUAAAUCUAUCACCAGGCUAUCUCCAUCGAUUGUUCAAAAGAACUAUGGGUCACACCCCGCUGCAGUAUGCCAAGCUCCUUCACCAGCAGAAUGAAGCAGAAUCUCUCGAGAUUAAGGAGAAACAAGUUAAAGAGAAUAUGGGAUCUUUAGUCGCUAUUUCUGAAUAUCAAGAUCCUCUGUCGUAUGAACAAGUUUGCGACAGCGCGCACGAAUAUGGCUAUAUUGACUGGAGCUACAUCGACUGGAGUGAAUUCCAUGCAAUGGUGAAUUCAGACCUUGCGGCCGAACGGUCGGGAUUAGAAAGAAUUGUGUUCUGA
Molecule: messenger RNA, 660 nt
Organism: Penicillium waksmanii
Lineage: Eukaryota; Fungi; Ascomycota; Eurotiomycetes; Eurotiales; Aspergillaceae
Exons: 1
Coding region: 1-660 (219 amino acids)
Biological process (GO): DNA repair; regulation of DNA-templated transcription
Molecular function (GO): DNA-binding transcription factor activity; methyltransferase activity; zinc ion binding
Source: RefSeq, a predicted model, not a curated record